AUGGAGAUGCCUCGAUGUGGUGUACCGGAUAUCAUCAAUGGUACCACCUCCAUGAGAUCAGGAAAGAAAAGGGGAGGACAUGGUUCAACUCACACAGUUGCUCACUUUUCUUUCUUCCAAGGAAGCCCAAAAUGGCCUGCCAAUAAGUAUCACCUCACCUAUGGUUUUCUUCAAGGCACCCCAUCUGAGGCUGUGGGCGCAAUUGCACGAGCUUUUUCAACAUGGCAGGGCAACACACACUUCACGUUCAGCCAAGCCCAAAGCAUUGAGAGCGCUGAUCUGAAGAUCGGUUUUGGAAGGCGUGAUCAUGGAGAUGGACACCCGUUUGAGGGGCCACAGGGGACCGCUGCCCAUGCAUUUGCUCCAACAGAUGGGAGAUUUCACUACAAUGCUGAUGAGACGUGGGUUGUGGGUGCUGUGCCUGGUGGUUUGGACUUGGAGACUGUUGCUUUGCAUGAAAUUGGGCACCCUCUUGGGCUUGGCCAUAGCUCUGUUCCAGGAGCUGUCGUGCUUCCUGAAGUCCGCACUGGAUUUACCCAGAGCUUGCAUGCGGAUGAUAUUCAAGGAAUUAAAGCUUUAUACAACACUUGA
Prunus armeniaca (apricot) is the source of this 591-nucleotide messenger RNA. The record is from the annotation of a GenBank genome assembly. NCBI's taxonomy places the organism in Eukaryota, Viridiplantae, Streptophyta, Magnoliopsida, Rosales, Rosaceae.